This is a messenger RNA of Metschnikowia bicuspidata var. bicuspidata NRRL YB-4993, 844 nucleotides long. RefSeq lists its product as uncharacterized. Lineage: Eukaryota; Fungi; Ascomycota; Pichiomycetes; Serinales; Metschnikowiaceae. The record is from RefSeq and is a predicted model, not a curated record. The annotation marks the transcript as partial. The transcript has a single exon.
CAGAUGAUUAUGCAAGGUUGAUCUUUUGUUACACUUUUAAUGCAAGACUCGAUACUUCCGCGUUUAACCUAAAAUCAAAGUAAUAUAAAAGUGACAAGAAUUCCGGACUUGUGAGUAAGGAAAACUCGAUAAUCAAGCAGCGUGACUUUCUGGCAAAACCUAUGAGGCCAAUAUUAGAAAGUUUUAAUUUUCUAUCACUUGAAAAAGAUUUUGUGAUACUUCACAGUGACCUGUUCUCAUAAAUUGAUACGAUAUGAUUCUCGGAGUUAUAAGGAUAGCAAUCACCUUGAAUUUGGUUGCUUUGGCAACUUCAAUGGAAAUAGUUGAUAGAACUGUGGCAAACAACAUAGCCGAGUUCGCCGAAGAAAGUCUUACAGUCAGUGCCGAAGUAUAUUUAUCAAUUGUUAACAGUUCACGUGUGACAUUCCUGGACUCCGUUAGAAACUACGGCAGUCUUCAUGUCACAAAUCGUGACAAUCAGGACGUUUGGGUGAGAAUGACAGGACAAGACUUCGAGAAUUCUGGAACUGUUUCUUUUAACUGUUUGACGACUCGAGUAUUUUCUGAUUAUCACAUCAUGGUUACUAGAUCGUUUGUGAAUACUGGAAACAUGUACUUUGGUGUUUAUGGUGGAGACUAUGGAGCUUCCCCUUUUUCAGUGACUUCAGUGGCUACAUGGACGAACAGUGGUAUGAUGCUUUUUCUGGUAGCUCAUGGUGAGAAUGCCCAGUUAAAAAUCCAACGAUACGUUCCGGAUGAUGGAUAUCGUUCCAUAACAAACACUGGAUCUCUCUGCUUAAACAACACCCACUGGCCAGUACAGACAAACAUAGAGGGAAAUGGC